This is a messenger RNA of Aspergillus calidoustus, 1290 nucleotides long. NCBI's taxonomy places the organism in Eukaryota, Fungi, Ascomycota, Eurotiomycetes, Eurotiales, Aspergillaceae. The record is from the annotation of a GenBank genome assembly.
AUGCCGCAUAUCGCUGACACACCGGAGUCUAUCGUAUCCCACUCGGAUUCGAAGAAUCCAGCAACAACAUGCAGAGGCAUCACCUCCAACGGCCUACCAUGUCGCCGUGGACUGGCAUCGUCAACAUCACCUCAAAGAAACGCGACCAAAACGAGAGUACAGCCAGGCAUAGACAUAACUGCGUUCUACUGCUGGCAGCAUAAAGAUCAAGCGGAGUCAAUCUUGCGCCGGACGACAUGGGCAUCAGAACCCGGGCAGAAGCCACCGAGAUCAAGCAUUGACACAUUAAUGGAUCGCCUCGGCGUCCUCGAAAUCAAUGAUACGCAAUAUGCCCGGCCUCCUCAGAAACCUAAGCCAAAAAAGCAAAUCAAACGUUCAUUUUGCUGCUUUGAUAUCAUUGAAGAUGAUGAGCCAUUACCUUCGAAACCAAGCCGUCCCAGUGCAGAAACAAGCUCGUAUGGAAAACCUACUAAGCCCCAACAAAUGCAGCAAGUAUCAUCACUUGCACCAGCUAGAUCUGUUGCAAAACCAAAGGCCAAUGCGAAGCCGAAGUUGAAGCCGGAGCCACAAAAUCAAGCACCUUCUUCGACAUCUAGUGCCCAAACGAACUCGCUUCUCGCAUGGAUUCCUGCCUCACUUUCACCACAAACAACCUCACUCCUCUUAACCGAACUCGCAAAGCCAAUAUCUUCGGCGGAUGAGCCAGGUUACAUCUACAUGUUUUGGAUUACCCCUUCAAGAUCAAACAAAUCCCAACCGCCACCUGUGGACGUCGCGACUUCUCUUAUCCCUGUCUCCGCGACGCACACGGAGACCAUCGACCAGAUCCGACGUACCAGCACCGCAAUAGCUAAAGCACGGGACCUAAAUGCCCUAACAUCAUCACCUGAUCCAAGCAAAAAGAAUCCAGGCACAGUACGACUGAAAAUCGGGCGAACGACCAAUGUCCAUCGUCGUCUUAACGAGUGGACAAGACAAUGCUCCAAUCAUCUGACCUUGAUUCGGUACUAUCCGUACACCUCAUCAUCCUCUCGUCGACGUCAGGGCCGAGACGCGAAUGGUGCUACGGAGGCACUUGGUUUCGAGCCAGGCCAGAAAGUGCCGCAUGUCCAUCGCGUGGAGAGGCUCAUCCAUCUUGAGCUGGCCGAUAUUAGGGCGCGGGAUCUAGGCGUGUGUCUGGAGUGCGGGAAAGAGCAUAGGGAGUGGUUUGAGGUUGCGGCUGAACGGACAGCGCUCAAAAGGGUUGACGAAUGUAUUCGGCGAUGGGUGCGUUGGGCACAAAGUCAGUGA